AGCACCACCAACUAAUGUGCCAAUGCAAUGUCCAAAUCAGAUAACUUAACCUGCAGGGAACUCCAACUCAUUUGUUUUCAACACCUUUUCAAUUGGCUCCCCAAAAUUUCAAAUCCACAAACACACACACUCAGAAUAUAUAUUCCUUCUCAACCAUCUGUGCCCUGCAUCUCUCAGUUGCAACUAGCUAGUCUCACUAAGCAACUACUAGUACCUUUCAUUCAAGUCAAGUUCACCAGAUACCUUGGUGAGGACUUCAUGGCUUCAACAGAGUCUGACCCUGAGCACAAAUCAUCUUCAACUCCACCACCUCCUCCGGCCGGCGGUGUGGACUACUUUAAAUUCGACGUGAUCCUCAGAUUCCUGUUAUUGGCCGCAUCAGUAGUGGCGCUUGCAGUGAUUACCUCCAGUGACCAAACAGAGCUAGUGCUAUUCCAAGGAAGGCCUGUGCUACAGCCAGCCAAGUUCAAAUACUCACCAGCUUUUAUAUAUUUUGUGGUUGCAUUCUCUGUUUCUGGCCUUUAUGCCCUUAUUUCUGCUCUUGCAUCUAUCUCUGUCAUCCAGAAGCCAGAAUUCAAAUUGAAGUUCCUCCUCCACUUUAUCUUCUGGGAUGCGCUGAUACUGGGGAUAACAGCCUCAGCAACAGGAGCAGCUGGGAGUGUCGCAUAUAUCGGUUUAAAGGGAAACAGCCAUGUGGGUUGGAGUAAAGUUUGCAAUGUUUAUGAUAAGUUCUGUAGGCAUCUCGGUGGUUCAAUAGCAGUGGCAUUGUUUGGCAGCAUUGUGACUGUGUUGCUCGUAUGUCUUUCAGCUUACACCAUUCACAGUCGCGUCCCCAAGUAAAUUGAAGGAGUAUGGACAAUUCAGUGUGUCAAGUUGAUAUUCUUAGAUUGAUGUGAAUAACUUCAUGAGUUGUGUUUUUUUUAGUGUUGAUUAUUUGUAAAUGAUGGCCUCCAUGGCUCGCCAGUUAUAAUUUGCAUUAUGGUCAUUUUGAAAAUGGUGCCUCAAAAAUAAAAAUUAGAAAGUUUAUAAUUAA
This is a messenger RNA of Lotus japonicus, 1033 nucleotides long. Its product is annotated as CASP-like protein 1D2. The record is from RefSeq and is a predicted model, not a curated record. The transcript is spliced from 3 exons. Bases 28 to 840 code for a protein of 270 amino acids. NCBI's taxonomy places the organism in Eukaryota, Viridiplantae, Streptophyta, Magnoliopsida, Fabales, Fabaceae.